CCUCAAGUUCGUUAGGGGGGAGGGUGUCGUUCCAUGAUAUACAUGAUGGACCAUGACAAUUCCAAGAAACUUGUGUCCAUGCCAAUUUCCAAUAAAGCCCCGAGACGAGACGAGACGACCAACGACAUGACGUCGAGAACACCAACACGAGCGCUGAUGGGGCCAGCUUCCAACCUUGUAAUCACUCUCUGGAGGUACCCGUAGACAGUCUAUUCCCCGAAUGCUUACAUCGUGGUGUGAAAAAUGCCUGGAUUGCCUUCCGAUUCACUUUCAAUGUUUUUUUUCUCAAGGGAUGGGGUAGUUCGUGAGGCCUCUGGUACCUACCACACAGAACUUGCGAGACCUACGGAGUAUCUCUGCCACAAAUGGUCAAUUAAGGCUUUUCCUGGCCAGGUUGUUUUCUGGCAAUAUUCCUUACUCUUCAAAGAUACCGCGCCAGCAACUAUUCAUGGAUUGGACCAUAGCCAGAGAGCCCAGAACAAGAACAGCCAGGAGAGCAAGAAGGGGCACAAACCUAGAACAGGGAACACACCACACCCACCGGGCAGAAGGAAAAGGAUAGCUAGAAACUCAGAGCAACGGGAUCAAGGGACGGAUAGGCAAGAGAAGGGGCAUAGGAAUAUUCAUCGAACAAACGUGGCUAGUAGAAGAGAGCCGGUUGACAAAACGCGGCAAGGCCGAGACAAAACAGCCAAAGAGACGGGGCACCGUCUGUACAGGAAAUCGAGCAAAACAAUUCCUCAAAGAACCCGGUUCUUGUUCCUUGUGCAGAUCAUGGAUCACUGCGACGGCGCCCGAAAUUUUCUACGGCGGGCGUGUCCAAUGAUCAUUGGCGAGAACACGUUUUGCGUGGCCUUACACACCAUUUCAACCAAAAAUGGGAUGUGUCCAACAGAAAGCACGACAUUCCAUCCACACCUUCGCGCGUUUAAGGGAGACGGCAAGAAAGGCGAAACAUUUACGGGACUUAGGUAAAGAAGGACGACAAGGACGACGCAGAAAUACCCAGAAAUGGGUCGGCAGAGUAGAGAUGUGCAAAGUUGGUUAUGUUAUUGUGUGCAUGGCAAAUUAAUAAUAGGAACAUGAAUAAGUAGGAUCCGAUCCCCCCUCAAACGCAACCCCCCAAAAGCCAAAAGCCAGAAGCCUAGAGAAAAUGCUCCGGUAGAGCGCCAGAGCGAAGGGUAUAAGAUAAUAUGGAUGCAUCCAUCCUUUGGUAGG
Molecule: messenger RNA, 1218 nt
Organism: Lasiosphaeria miniovina
Lineage: Eukaryota; Fungi; Ascomycota; Sordariomycetes; Sordariales; Lasiosphaeriaceae
Exons: 1
Coding region: 244-975 (243 amino acids)
Source: RefSeq, a predicted model, not a curated record